AUGUUAUUUCAGAAUAAUUUGGUAAGAAAAAAAGUAAAUUAUACAAAAAAGUUAUUUCAUUUAAGUGUUUGUUCUUACAAUGAUAACGUUAAUCCCAGUAUGGCUUCUUAUAUAGAAAGUGCAUAUAAGAUAUGGAGAAAAGACAAAAAUUCGUUGCACAAAUCAUGGGAUUCUUAUUUUUCGAUGGUUUCAAAAGAUGCAGGAAAUGAAUUGUCAAAUACAGUGGGAAUAGUAGAUGUAAUAGGUGAAAGAAGUAAUGACAAUGUAAUGAAUAAACUGUUAAAAAAUAAUCCUCUUAGUAUUACUUAUGUAAAUCAAGAAAUGCUAGAAAAAGGUAAAACACAUAAUAUAUAUGAUUUAGCACGAAUUGUUCAACUCAUUAGAUGGUAUCAGAAAAAAGGGCAUUUAUAUGCUAAUAUUAAUCCUUUGCCAUUACCGAAAAAUCCUCCUUAUACUAGUAUUUCAUAUAAUCCUGAUAAAAGAAAAAUAUCUUAUGAGGAUUUUGGAUUUACAAAAGAUGAUUUAGAUAAAGAAUUUUCUUUUGAUUUGCCUUCAAUUACUGGUUUUUUAAGUGAUAAUAAAAAAUGUACUUUAAGAACUUUAAUAAAAAGAUUAGAAGAAACAUAUUGCGGUACCAUUGGAUUUGAAUAUUUGCAUAUAACAGAUGAAAACGUAGUAAAUUAUAUUGUAAAAAGAAUUGAAAAAGAUACUAAAUUUGAAUAUGAUACAAAUAUGAAAAAAAGAAUAUUAGAAUAUACAGCAAGAGCAUUUUUAUUUGAAAAUUACAUGGCAGCGAAAUUUGCAACAACGAAAAGAUUUGGUAUAGAUGGAUGUGAAUCUUUAAUAACAGGAAUGAAAGCAUUAGUAAAACGAGCUUCUAUGUUAAAUGUAGAUAGUGUAUUAAUGGGUAUGUCUCAUAGAGGAAGAUUAAACGUUUUAAUUAAUGUUUUACAUAAACCAUUAGAACAAAUGAUGUCAGAAUUCAGAGGUAAAACUGGUUUUAGUGAUAAUAUAUGGGGGAAUACAGGUGAUGUAAAAUAUCAUUUGGGUGUAGAAAUUGAUCAUUUUGAUAAAGACUCUAAUCGAUAUAUCCAUAUGGGAGUUGUAGACAAUUCUUCUCAUUUAGAAUCAGUUGAUCCUAUUUUAAUGGGACAAGCAAGAGCUCAACAAUAUUACUGCAAUGAUAAAGAAAAGAAAAAAGUGUUGCCAAUUACUAUUCAUGGAGAUGCUUCAAUAGCAGGGCAAGGUAUUGCUUAUGAAACCAUGCAGAUGUCAAAAUUGCCAAGUUAUAGUGUUGGAGGCACUAUACAUAUUGUUGUUAAUAAUCAAAUUGGUUUUACUACUUAUCCAGUUGAUGGAAGAUCAGGUAAGUAUUGUACUGAUAUCGCAAAAUGUAUAGAAGCCCCGAUUAUACAUGUUAACGCUGAUGAUCCUGAAGCGGUUACAUAUGUAUUUGAAUUAGCUUUAGAUAUAAGAAAUAAAUUUAAUAUUGAUACAAUUAUUGAUAUUAUUGGGUAUAGAAAAUUUGGGCAUAACGAAUUGGAUAUGCCUAAGUUUACAAAUCCAUUGUUAUACGAUAUGAUUGCAAGACAUAAAUCUGUGUUAGAUAUUUAUAGUCAAAAAUUAAUAGAUGAAAAAGUGAUAACUGCAAAGGAGUUUGAAGAAAGUAAAAGAAAUAUUUUUAAUUUUUAUGAAAGAGUAUACGAACAAUCAAAAUCUUUUGUUCCAACACCAAAAGAAAAAUAUUUACCACAAUGGGAACACAUGGUAACACCUCAAAAAUUCUCACCAUCUAGAAAAACAGGAGUUGAAAAAAAUGUUUUGAUUAAUCUUGGAAAACAAAUCUUUACUUUACGUGAAAAUUUUCAUGCACAUCCCACUAUAACCAAAUUAUUUAAAAGUCGUAUUAGCAGUUUAGAAACUGGUAAGAACAUUGAUUUUGGUACAGCAGAACUUUUAGCGUAUGCAACUUUGCUUUCAGAUGGUUUUCAUGCUCGUCUUUCUGGUCAAGAUUCUCAAAGAGGAACUUUUUCUCAUAGACAUGCUGUAUUACAUGAUCAAGUUACAUAUGAAUCUUAUAAUAUAUUUGAAUCAUUGAAGACACCUCAUACUUUUGAAGUAAAUAACUCCUUACUUUCAGAAUACGCUAGUUUAGGUUAUGAAAUAGGUUAUAGUUAUGAGCAUCCAGAUGCUUUAGUUAUAUGGGAAGCACAAUUUGGAGAUUUUGCAAAUGGAGCACAAGUUAUGAUUGAUAAUUAUAUCGCAUCAGGAGAAACAAAAUGGAAUAAACAAUCAGGAAUUGUUAUGUUGUUACCUCAUGGUUAUGAUGGGCAAGGGCCUGAACAUUCUUCUGCACGAAUUGAACGAUUUUUGCAAUUGUGUGAUGAUAGAGAAGAUAUAGCUACAUAUCAUAUUGAAAAAGAUCAAAAAAUUAUUCAACAACAUAAUAUGCAAGUAAUUAACUGUACUAAACCAUCUAAUUUGUUUCAUGCUAUAAGAAGGCAAAUGCAUAGAUCUUUUAGAAAACCAUUAAUUGCUAUUACUCCAAAAAGGAUGUUAAAAAUGAGAAUGACAUUUGAUGUUAUAGAAAAUUUUUUGACAUCAACUGAAUUUUUACCGUAUUUACCGGAAGAAUUUGGUCAUAAGUUAAAAGAAAAAGAGCAUAUUAAAAGAAUUAUUUUAUGCUCAGGGCAAGUUUAUUAUGAUUUAUUAAAUUAUAGAGAAACAAAUAGAAUCCAAGAUGUUGCCAUUGCAAGAAUAGAACAAUUAUCUCCAUUUCCAUUCAAAAGUUUUAUGAAAGAUUUACAAACAUAUCCUAAUUUGAGAGAUGUUAUAUGGGCUCAAGAAGAACAUAUGAAUAUGGGUCCCUGGUUUUAUGUAUCACGUCGUAUUGAAGCAGCAAUCAAGCAAUUAAAAAAAGAUAAUCCGAAUUGGAACAUUGAAAGAUCAGAAGUUAAUUAUUCAGGUAGAGAUGUAUACGCUGCACAAUCAGCUGGUGAUCUUAAUUUACAUUUAUAUCAAUUAGAUGAAUUUUUAGUUGAUGCUUUUGAUUUAAAAAAAGAAUAUAAUAUGCAUGCGCAGAAGUAUACUAAUUCAUUAUGA
Molecule: messenger RNA, 3102 nt
Organism: Plasmodium relictum
Lineage: Eukaryota; Apicomplexa; Aconoidasida; Haemosporida; Plasmodiidae
Product: 2-oxoglutarate dehydrogenase E1 component
Exons: 2
Coding region: 1-3102 (1033 amino acids)
Biological process (GO): tricarboxylic acid cycle
Cellular component (GO): oxoglutarate dehydrogenase complex; mitochondrion
Molecular function (GO): thiamine pyrophosphate binding; oxoglutarate dehydrogenase (succinyl-transferring) activity
Source: RefSeq, a predicted model, not a curated record